AUGGCAGAUGGCGGUGUCUCGAAAUGCGGUCGUAAGGCGGCAUUAUCAACGUUCUUCACCGUCACUUUCAUCGCGUUCACUCUGUCGGUGAUCUCGUUGAUCAGUCCUGCAUGGCAGUACGUUUACCUAGAAAACGGACGUACCGAACAUCAGCAUGGACUGUGGUUAGACUGCAAGAGAGACUUCUCGUUUGAUUAUGGACGGACGAGGGAGUACUAUGAAACUCUGUAUAGACGGGACCUCCAAGGAUCUCCUUUCGACAUCUUCUUUCUUCCGCCUUUACAAUGUGUGUACAAAUUCGAUUACUACAUUGACCCCGAAGAUCUCUAUGACCACAAUCACGACGAGAAUCGCAUUCAAAACGACGCUUACCAGCAUUUAUUUCUAGGGUGGAAAAUCGCAGCUUUGGCAGGAUGUGGAUCUGCGGUUGUGUUCUCCGCAUCGGCCUUGCUGUUCGCUGUGCUUGCCUUUUGUCAUCGAACUUUUAUUUGUGCCUCUACAGUAGUCGUCACAAUUGCUGCCAUAUUGUCUAGUAUUGGAGUGACUGUUUUUUAUGCAUGGGCAAACUAUCAGGACAACAAAGUUAUCAAAGAAGACGGGGACACCACCUAUGAGCAAAUUCUUGGGUGGGCUUUUUACUGCCAAAUUUUCACCACCGUCAUUCACUGGCUUGCAUCAAUGUUAGGCUGUUGCGUCACCUCUGUCUCCUUCAGUAAAUCCAGAGCGAAAUUGGUUAAAAUUGAGGUCGUUGAAGGUGGUGACGAGAGGCAGUUACUAUCGGGACCUUCCUCAUCACAGCCUUUCAAAAGAUCAUUCUCUGCAAUAUACCGCGUCGAUUCUCAAUCUCUACGUCAGUGGGAACGUGAUUACAUGAGAAACGCCAGAGAACGGCAACAGCAAAGCGAAGGAGUGAGUUACUCUCAAAAGAACUUCUUGGGUUUACGCGAUCAUUCUGAUGCAUUCGCAGAGUUCGUUCAAACGCACGGCGUCUAUGCCGAACUUCUCGAAAAAGCAGCGCAAAGCCGCUCAAAGAAAGUUGGCAGACAGGUCCAGCGCGAGUUGUUCUCCUCAGCAAGCAACAUUACCGACACCACACAAACAGGCAAGUUUUGCAAUUUGUGGUUCGCUCGAUCGGUGAACACUUUGGAGUGGAAUCAAGCGCGAAGACCCACUCCAGGCGUCAUGCCUCCUACGCGGACCACCCAGCCAUCGGCGCUUCCUGCCCUUCCAAAACUGAAGUCUGCGUUGAAGACACCACAGCAGUCCAGGAAGAGUGUGAACAUUGAUGACAGCGAUGUGACCUACGAGUGCCUGCCUUGCGAUGCUUCAGCAGGCGUGUCAAGCCUGUUUGGUGGCAGGCCUUCAUCCUCUCUCCGAGGCCAUCAGUAUGAUCCAGUUUAUGAACAAAUCGGCCAAGAAAACUACCUGGAGCCGAACAGCGUUCGAAUGCGAUCCAACCAGGCUCUGAACAUUGAUCAAGACAAAAAA
Molecule: messenger RNA, 1488 nt
Organism: Ostertagia ostertagi
Lineage: Eukaryota; Metazoa; Nematoda; Chromadorea; Rhabditida; Trichostrongylidae
Source: the annotation of a GenBank genome assembly